AUGGUCGGACACGCUGCCUCGGAUCGAAUACACGCUCCGGCGGCGGACCUCGUCCCGGAAGAUCCUGAAGAUUCUCCUCUCACAGAGGUAAUAGCUCCAGAACCGGUAGAGCGCGUCGCCUCCCAGCGUUCGCAAUGGGACGCUGCGCAUCGCUCGGUAGAAAAGGAGCAUGAAGACGCCACGAGGGGGCAUGAGGGACGCUCUCCUACGGCAGCCGUCACGUCCGCGGCAAGCGACGACGAUUAUGACCCGGCAUUGACAGAGACGACCGCGCCUCAGCCGGUCGCUCCAACCGCAUCUCAACGGCAACAAUGGUACUCGAGUCGCCCAGCCGAAGAUACAACACCCGUCGAGUCCGCGCCAGCUACCUCUGUCUCGAAACGGGCCACUCAUCUUUACACCAUUUCCUACCUCGUCUUCUUCUCCAUAUUUGGCACUCUUGCGCGUCUGGGACUCCAAGCCCUCACCUUCUAUUCCGGCGCCCCCGUGGUUACAGGAGUCAUUUGGGCCAACGUCACCGGCAGCUUUCUCAUGGGCUUUCUCAUCGAAGACAGAAAGCUAUUUCAACAAGAAUGGGGGAAUCCUCCCACGCCGCCAUCGCAACAUGCUGCCCCUCGAAAAUCAGAGACCGAGCACGACGCUGAGCAACGACUCAAAUCCCACAAGGCCGUGAAAAAGACCAUUCCCCUCUACAUCGGCUUGACGACUGGCUUCUGUGGCUGCUGUACCUCCUUUUCGAGUUUCCUGCGCGAUGUAUUCCUCGCGCUGGCCAACCAACUUCCGGACCCCUCGCUGCCGCCGGGCACAGGGAUUGCGCCGCGCAACGGCGGAUAUAGUGUCAUGGCUCUCUUGGCCGUGAUCAUCCUCAGCGUGUCCCUGAGCGUAUCGGCACUGAUUGUGGGUGCCCAUCUCGCAGUGGGGUUGGUGCGAGUGACACCCACCAUACCAUUCAAAUGGACCCGCCGCGUCGUCGACCGGCUCAUGGUCCCACUGGCUUGGGGAUGCUGGCUCGGCGCCGUGCUGCUGGCGAUCUGGCCGCCUGAUCGACAUGCGGCGGAUACCUGGCGGGGACGGGCGGUCUUUGCGGUGGUCUUUGCACCCGUGGGCUGUCUCAUUCGGUAUUAUGUGUCGAUGGCGUUGAACGGUCGGGUCCCGUGGUUCCCGUUGGGGACAUUUGCGGUGAACAUGCUCGGUGUGGCCGUGGAGGGGCUCUGCUACGAUCUGCAACAUGUGUCGGGACUUGGAGCCGGGGUCGGAGCAUGGACGGGCUGUCAAGUGUUACAGGGGUUGAUGGAUGGGUUCUGCGGGUGUUUGACCACCGUCAGUACAUGGGUGGCUGAAUUGAACGGUGUUACUCGACGUAGACAGGCAUAUUUCUAUGGGACGGUGAGUGUUGGUGUCGGCUUAGGAUUGAUGGUGGUGAUCAUGGGGAGUCUAUUGUGGACCAGAGGGUUUGAUGGACCGGUGUGUGGUUGA
Messenger RNA from Penicillium diatomitis, 1476 nucleotides. RefSeq lists its product as uncharacterized. Lineage: Eukaryota; Fungi; Ascomycota; Eurotiomycetes; Eurotiales; Aspergillaceae. The transcript has a single exon. The record is from RefSeq and is a predicted model, not a curated record. Gene Ontology annotation, biological process: fluoride transmembrane transport. Gene Ontology annotation, cellular component: membrane. Bases 1 to 1476 code for a protein of 491 amino acids. Gene Ontology annotation, molecular function: fluoride transmembrane transporter activity.